GGCUUUGGCAGGCGAGGCCACUGUUCAGCAGAGCGGACUCCCCAACGGCUGCCUACGCCCCCCUCUACACGGCGUCAUCGCUGGAAAUAGCUCCUGUGAACCGAAGGUCGCCUUCGUCGUCGUCCGACCAAUCAAGGCUCUCGCCAGUGCUGGCUGCACUGACCGUCGCCUCAGUCCUCCUUUUGUCAUCGUUGGCGGCUGGCUUGCCGUUCGUCCACAUGGCCCAGCCGCUAGAGGGAGAACCGCUGCGGGAAAUCAGCCCCGAUGAAUUUGUCGAGAGGAGAGGAGCGCACCUCUACCUCGCAGGCAGGGUGUUUCGCUUUGCAGGUGCGACCAGCUGCAGCUCCAGCAGCAUCAGCAGCAUGGCACACAUGCAUGCGCUUCUGUCGUGUCCUGUGUCUGUCUCUCUGUAGGUUGCAACAUGUACUGGCUGGGGCUCGAUGAGAAUGUGGGCGGCAUCGCCUUCCCGUCGCAGUUCCGCAUCGAUGACGCUCUCAUGACGGCCAAGGAGAUGCACCUCACAGUGGUCCGAGCACACACCAUCGGCAUCUCGGUGGGCAGACCAGAGUCAUUCCAACCGGCCCCGGGCAGAUUUGAGCACGACAACCUCAAGGCAGCUGACUACGCCAUCCACAGGGCCCGAGAGCUGGGGAUUCGGCUGGUUGUGCCGCUGACGGACCGGUGGAAUUACUACCAUGGGGGCAUCCACACGUUUGCCAACUGGCGCAACGUGACUGCUGAUGCUUUCUACACGAACGAUACUGUUAUCGAGGUGAGAUGGACAGAUAAUGACACCUCACGCUGGUCGCGAGCGCAGGUAUUGUGCCUUCAGGACUUCAAGACGUACAUCAGCGAGCUGCUCAACCAUGUGAACCCCCACACAGGAAUGGCGUGGAAGGACGACUCCACCAUUAUGUGCUGGGAGACGGGCAAUGAGCUCUCGCCCCCCGUCGCUUGGACCAACACCAUCGCCCAACACAUCAAAACCAUCGCGCCGCGGCAGCUGGUGAUGGACGGCCGAUGGGGAGUGGACGAGGGUAUCUUCUCGUCUCCUCAUGUGGACAUCGUGAGCUCCCACUACUAUGUGUAUCCCUUCCUGGAGCUGUGGAUGGACCUGAGGAGGGCGGCGAGAAGAGCGUCAGAGGCCGGGAAGGUGAGAGACUCGUGCACCUUCGAUGAGAGGUAUAUCGGUGGCAUGAUAGCUGCUCCUCGGUUGUUCAGGUCUUUGUCGUUGGCGAGUAUGACUGGAUUGGCUAUCCGUUUGGCGCGUCUGUUAACCUUAUUCCGUUCCUUUCCCUCAUCGAGCGGAGCGAAAACGUGGCCGGAUCGCUCUUUUGGUAUGGGAGACACCCCAAUUGCUGAUAUCCUUGUGUCUCUCUCAUAUUAAAGAUACAUUUCUCUUUUCAAUUCAGGUCAUUGUUCCCCCACCGCGAUGAUUCGGGAUUCGUGUACCAUCGUGACCACGUGCUGUCCUACACGCUCCACUACCCGGGCCCCUCUGCGUCGAUGCGGCAACGCACACAGAUCAUCAGGCACCAUGCCGCGAGAAUGAGGUGAGUGUACACAUGCCACGAAAACAAAACAGGCAAGGAGGAUCCCACAGAUGCUCUGCAUUGUGACAGAGGUUUCUCGUCACCGUUGCCACACGGCGUCCCUCCCCCGCCCCACAUCACGGCCGUCACAUCAGACACCGUCAGGUGGUGCGGGAGUGUCGGGGCAGCCGCAUAUGAGGUGCAGAUGAGCCUCGCCAUCACCGGCCCCUGGAGGAACAUCACAGCCAACGCACAGAGACAACAGGCCGAGAGACUGCGCCUCCCGCCCCUUCUCAGCAUCAGCAACUGGACAGGCUCCCCUCUGCCCCCGCCUACCGACCACUCCCUCCCCUUCCCCCAAGCACCGUUCUUCGUCAGGCUGGUGGCCGACAAUGCAUGGCGCAAAUGGCCCGUCAGUGGCGUAGGGGCGUCUCUGUGGGCGCAUCUGUGCGACACGAUGAGGGCGGAUGAGCAGAGGAGGGAUGAGAGAGGCGAGGUGGCUUUCAUGCGGGUGCGUGGGGUCAACUUGGCUGGAGUGGCGGGGGAGUGGUCUGAGCCUGCAUCGAUUCGAUGCACAAGGGAGUGACGCGACUCUUCUCGUGGGACAUUUGUCUCACAUUGUCUUAACUGAGCAGUCAUGCC
Molecule: messenger RNA, 2174 nt
Organism: Vitrella brassicaformis
Lineage: Eukaryota; Vitrellaceae
Source: the annotation of a GenBank genome assembly